Molecule: messenger RNA, 626 nt
Organism: Diabrotica virgifera virgifera (western corn rootworm)
Lineage: Eukaryota; Metazoa; Arthropoda; Insecta; Coleoptera; Chrysomelidae
Exons: 2
Coding region: 169-552 (127 amino acids)
Source: RefSeq, a predicted model, not a curated record
AACCGGAGUAUCUGAAUCAACGUAAGCUCAUUGGUAUGGGAACAACCUUACCAAAGGACAUUGACUACCGGUACGCCGAAGAGUAUAAAAAUAGACCUCUGGUCAGGAACGGACAUCAAAUAUCUUAAGACUUUUGUAUUCGAAGUGUUUAGUGGAUUGUUUGCAAAAAUGAUUAAGGAGCUUAUUCUAUUGUUCCUGGCCAUCGCAGCAGCAAUGGCCAUCCCUGCAGUCCCCCAAGAGGCCAAAGAAGCUUCUGAAGGCAACCCUUCCUUAUACCAAGCCGGUGGAUUUCCAGCAGCAGAGACUGUUCAGGGUGUAGAAGCAACCGACUCAGACCUGGAACCUUCUGCGUCUGCACAUUGGGGUGGAUACGGAUGGGGCGGAAGGGGUUGGGGCGGAUACGGAGGAUGGGGUAGAGGAUGGGGCGGUUAUGGAGGUGGAUGGGGCGGUUAUGGGGGUGGAUGGGGAGGUAGAGGUUGGGGAGGAUACGGAGGAUGGGGUAGAGGAUGGGGAGGUUAUGGUGGAUGGGGCCACAGAGGUUACUGGGGUUAAGAGUGUUUGGACUGGGGAGGCUGUGAAUAAUUUUAAUUGUAAGGUAGUUUUAAGUGAAUAAAAUUGUAAAAGCA